CAUAAAUGCACCAGCGAUCUCUCGUGGCGCACUGUCACCAUGGCCCCUCUGUGCCUGCUGCUGCUGGCCCUGGCUCUGGUGGCCGUCCCCGGUGCCCGCGGCACCUGUCCGGUGCCUGCAGACCUGAAGAGGGAAGACGGGACGCGCACAUGCGCCAGGCUCUACGACAAGAGUGAUCCCUACUAUGACAAUUGCUGCCAGGGAGCCCAGCUGUCCUUGGAGCCGGGCAGCGACCUGCCCUACCUGCCCUCGGACUGGGCCAACACGGCUUCGUCUCUGGUAGUGGCCCAGCGCUGCGAGCUCACCGUGUGGUCUCUCCCCGGCAAGAAAGGCAAGAGUCGUAAGUUCUCGGCAGGCAGCUACCCGCGCCUGGAAGAGUACCGCAGAGGCAUCUUCGGAGACUGGUCCAACGCCAUCUCUGGCCUCUACUGCAAGUGCAGUUGAUGCCUUGAGGGCCUGUCAUCUCCAACGCCACACAGUGCUGAGCCCAACCCCACCUGACCCUGGGGAUUGCAGCGGCCCCAAGAGCCAGGAGUCAGAUGGCCCUGCUGCCCGCCAUCGCAGCCGCCCUGUAAUACAGCCCUUGAGAAGUUA
Mesocricetus auratus (golden hamster) is the source of this 594-nucleotide messenger RNA. RefSeq names its product syncollin (gene Sycn). The transcript is spliced from 2 exons. The record is from RefSeq and is a predicted model, not a curated record. The coding region runs from base 40 to 444 and encodes 134 amino acids. Gene Ontology annotation, biological process: exocytosis. Gene Ontology annotation, cellular component: secretory granule membrane. Lineage: Eukaryota; Metazoa; Chordata; Mammalia; Rodentia; Cricetidae.